Messenger RNA from Paramecium octaurelia, 1426 nucleotides. NCBI's taxonomy places the organism in Eukaryota, Ciliophora, Oligohymenophorea, Peniculida, Parameciidae. The record is from the annotation of a GenBank genome assembly.
AAAAAAUAUGUUAUCAUUUGAUUACCUUUUGAAGCCAUUCGAUUAGUUUGACCAAUGGAUUAUGAACAGCAUCAAAGUUUUGAACAUCUCGGAGGACAAAGUUCGACUUGUUUCUUAUUUUGUAAAAAUUGAAUUCAUUAAUAGUUAUUUUGUAUUCCAAUCGCCAUCAUAUUUAGUAAGAUCAAAUAACCAAGAAUAAGAUUAAUAUACAAUAUUUUUUGGGGAGUUUUCUUCACUUUGUUCUUAGGGAGGGAGUGGUUUGUAUAUAUAAAUAUCACUACCAUUUUGGUGUACUUUAUAUCAACCAUACCAACCAAGAACGUUGUGAUACCGAUUUCAAUAACAGCUUUCGUAGCCCUUUCAUAUGUCCAUCUAUUCAGACAAUGGGUAAGAUUUAGAAAUAUCUUUAGUUUGAUUACUUGUCAUGGAAGAUUGAUUUCUCAGUAAUUUAGAUGACGAUAACAUGUCGAUUAAUCUACUAUGCUGUUGAUUUAUAGUAUGGUAAAGCUUACGACACUGGAUUUUGGACAUAUUAUUCAUACAUAUUUUCAUUUUUUAGCAUUAUGAUUGGACCUGUACCAUACCAUAAUUAUUUAAAUUUUUUAAAUUAGAAAGAAGAAUAUUCUAAUAUUAAAUUUAAUUAAUAUAAAUCAGUUAUUACUAACUUAAUUAAAGCAUUAUUAUUUUGUGCUGGAGAAAUAUGGAUUAGACCGUAUGUUGAUUAUGAUUGGUAUGAUUCACCAUAAUGGAAUGAACUGAACCUUAUUGAAAAAAAUCUUUUGUAAGCAAUAAUUGGCUUAGUUGCAAGAAUGAGAUAUUUUGCUGGAUUUAAGUUCACUUAGGCUGCUAUGGAUGCUGCUGGUAUUACUUAUAACGAAGAUACAUGUAAUUAAUGUAGAGAUUUUAUAUAGAAUAAUUUGAUAAAUUCAUCACUUGUGAUUAUUCGUAUGAAAAAGAUGUGAGUGCAAUUCAUAAAACUACCAAGUGGAAUACAACCGUGUAAACAUGGCUCAAAUAUUGUUUCUUUGAUAAAUUUUCAAUCCUGUUUGAUGUUACUACAGCAUAUUAUAUGACUUACGGAAUAAGUGCAUUAUGGCAUGGUUUCUAUCUAGGAUACUAUUAAACCUUCUUUUGGUGGGCCUUGAUUAAUCAGAAUUGCAAGUAUGUUUACAGAAGUAGAGAUAAAUUUUAGUGGUAAUCUAUUCUCAUUAACAUCUAUAUAGGAUUCCAGCACCUUUAAGAAGUAUAAUAGCAUUUACUUAUUGUACAUUCACUAUGAACCAAAUUGCGAUGACUAUGGGAUUGUUGGAUUGGGAUAAGGGAAUGAGAUUUAACAAUAGUAUGUAUUGGUCUGGACCUAUUGCAAUCCUAAUUGUAUUCUUCUUCUUUUUCCUUACUCAAUAUGGAUAGAAAAGAAGGAAGUGAU